Messenger RNA from Triplophysa rosa, 2426 nucleotides. RefSeq names its product macrophage receptor with collagenous structure (gene marco). Gene Ontology annotation, cellular component: membrane. NCBI's taxonomy places the organism in Eukaryota, Metazoa, Chordata, Actinopteri, Cypriniformes, Nemacheilidae. Bases 172 to 1491 code for a protein of 439 amino acids. The transcript is spliced from 18 exons. The record is from RefSeq and is a predicted model, not a curated record.
UGAUCCCGAGCCAUCCUCCACUUUCAUCUCGUCUCUCUCACACUCCUGCAUCAAAACCAAGGGUCCUGGAGCUUCGUCAGUUCCACUGUCACUGGUCGUCUGCCUUGUACCUUCAGGCGUUUGAAGUUAACUUCUUUAAGUGUGUGUAGGUCAGUAUGUGCUGAGCAACAGAUGGAGACAAAAGUGGAUGAAGUUGAAGGAAAGGCCACUGUGUUCAGUCAGGAAAACCCAGUGUAUGAUAGCAACAUGAAGCUUUAUCAGGCUGACCGUUACGACUUCCAGCACAGCGAGGUGAGGUGUGAUAAAUCAGCAGGCCGACGGCGAUGUGUUCCUGUGGUCAUACUCGUCUUACUGCUCCUCACAGCGUUCAGCUGUGUGCUGGCUUAUAAAGUUUUCACUCUGGAGUCUUGGGUUCACACUCACUGUACAUCAGCUGAUCACAUCAACACUGAGAAAAGAAUCUCUGCUGAAGGACUGAGCACCUCCAAGCAGUGUCUGUCUGAUCUGUGUGGAGAGGACGGGACUCUAAACAAAUUACAGAAUCAACUCGACCACUUCAAUCUCACUGCACAAAGACCCAUGAUUUGUCCUCCUGGUGUACGUGGAAUACCUGGACCACCGGGACGUCCCGGUUUGCCAGGGAUGCCAGGACAAAAGGGAGACGUUGGCUUUCCAGGUGAGCCUGGACCUCUAGGUAAAGAAGGAGAGCGAGGCGAGGCGGGUGUGGCGGGGCAAACGGGGGCAGUUGGCAUCCCGGGUAUUCCUGGUCCUCCAGGUUCCAAAGGAAGCCGAGGAGAACCAGGAGCACCAGGUCCUGAUGGUCGUCCGGGUUCUGAUGGAAAGAACGGGUUCCCGGGACUUCAAGGGACUCCUGGAAACCCCGGGCCUAAAGGAGACGUCGGGUCUCGGGGUGAGCAUGGAGAAACGGGACCUCCUGGACUUACAGGGCCUCCGGGACAAAUGGGAGCAACAGGAUUGCAAGGACCACCUGGAGAAAAAGGUUCUCCUGGACCAAAGGGAGACACCGGCACUGCCCGACCGGGUAUUCCAGGACUUCCGGGCCAGAAGGGAGAUGCAGGCUUUCCAGGUGUUCCUGGACUCAGUGGCAGCAAAGGAGAUUCGGGUGUGCCGGGACAAAAGGGAGAGCCAGGUCCAAAGGGUCAGAAGGAUGAUGCAGUUGCUGACAACAGACCAGCUGUGGUGCGUUUAAUUGGAUCAUCCACUCGUGGAAGACUGGAGGUGGUGUACCAGAAUGUCUGGGGAACGGUGUGUGAUGAUAACUUUGACAGCGUGGACGCGACGGUGGUGUGUAAGAUGCUGGGCUUCCAGAGGUCAAUUCAGGUGUUCACAGCCAGCGGAGGAGCUGGAAAAAUCUGGCUGGAUGAGGUGCGAUGUAGAGGUCAGGAGCAGAGCAUCUUUGACUGUCCACACGGCGGAAUGGGAACCCAUAACUGUAAUCACAACGAGGAUGUGGGAAUAAGUUGUGCUUGAGUCAAGAAAAUAACACUUCUGGGACUGAAGACAAGACAUUGGGUCUUAGACAUCUGACAACCAAUAAGUGUUCUGAUUUGAACAGAGCUAUAUCUUUUGCAUUCUUUUAAAGAAGUAUCAUUCAUCUGAUGGCAUUCCUGUGGUUAAGUAAAUGUUCACUGUAGAUCCAACUUUGCAUUCUGUACUGCUCACAUACACAAUAGAGUUAUAAUAAAGGCUUUUCGAUCUGAUUGUAAAUGUCUCCUCCACAUAUGUCUGUGUCGCUCGUGAUUCUUCUUUCUUCAGAAUGUAACGGAUAAUUGUCAUUCAGAGGGCUAUCCUCUCCAGGGACCCCGUCUCUCUGUCUAUCUGUCUGUCUGGCCCCUCAUUAGCUGGAGACCCUAUAAGUAAAGGAAAGGUGGAUCAGGCGGUAGGUCACAUUAAUAAAUAAAUGAUGCAGUUGGUGACAGACAUAAUAAUGAGAGAGAGAGAGAGAGAGAGAGAGAGAAAGCAGCGUUCCUAAAGAUUCUCUUAUUAUUACUUUCCUCAACAUUCACUUCUGAUGAACCUCUGAGAUCCACACUGGCGUGCUCUGUUCAUUGCACACAACAACAAAACCAUUCAAACCGUUUAAAUGUCCUCCUGGAUUAAAUGGGAUUGAAGCAUCAUUGGCGGCACAUGACAUGACACAUAAAAGAGACGCCAGUCAUCCAUCUGCAGAAAACAUCAUCAAUCUGUGGCCAACAGAGAAAGCUUUAAAACACAUAAUGUUGUUAUUAUUCAUCAAUGUAGUCAUUUGAUGCGAUGGUUCUUCCUGUUUUUUUAUUUUAUCGACUAUGAAACUGUGUUACUGGUGUGGUGAAAGACACAUUUCAAGCUGGGUUGAUAAUAAAGAUGUAUUGUAUUGUAUUGUAUUGUAUCCUACUCGCAUGACGAGCAGUUGUAUUCCACCACUG